Danaus chrysippus (African queen) is the source of this 1557-nucleotide messenger RNA. The record is from the annotation of a GenBank genome assembly. Lineage: Eukaryota; Metazoa; Arthropoda; Insecta; Lepidoptera; Nymphalidae.
AUGUGGUAUCCGUGGAUCGCGUUGCUGGUGUCGAGUGCACUGGUGGGGGCGGAAACGACUGAGGGGCCAACCCCGGCAACCACCCGUUCCCCACCACGCACCCUGGACCGGCCGCUUGGAGAGCUCGCUUGGCCCACCUGGUUACAGAACCCUGAUGAAGGCAACCAGAACGCUCCUCCCAGACGAAUAACCACCAAGUCUCUGUUCAUAACCCCCUUGGUAUGUCCUAAAGGACAUCGCUUGGAUGGAGCUGCUUGUGUUCAAGUGGUGACCGUUAAUAAAGAUGAACAUGAACGCAUUUUAUUGGAGCAAUUGAACGCUCUGCAUAUAUUCACUGCAGCUCCAAACAACAGUGACGUUUUUUACGAUUACGGUGACGAAGAACCAGGCCCGCUGCAAUUAUCUAUACCUAUUGGACUCGACCCUCAGGGUUCGCCACAAGAUCCAUCUGCUCAGAAUCAGGAUCUGACACCAAAUUUCGGAAAUAACAACAAAAAUGGCGAUAACACUGAUAUAGAAGCGGAGCUAGAACUUUUAAAGCUACAGCAAGCGCAUAAUAAACUUAACCAGACAGCGGGUAACAAUAUUUUAUCUCAUAAUGCACUCCACAACUUGUUGACUUACUCCGACAAACCCAAAAGAGACAGCCCCAUGAUCAACUCAAGUGAGGUUGAUUCAUUAAAUAGUACGGAUGAAGGACAAAAGGAAGUAGUUUAUGGACACGUGAACGUUGACCCAGUACUCUAUGACACAAUAAAUGAAAAUAACGAAGAUAAAGCGACCGAUUCGGAAAUCAAAAACGACGAAACAUCUUUAGCUGAUAAAGACAAUUCGUCAAAUAAAACGGAAAACGAUACAACGCUAGCCAAUUUAAACGAUAAUUCCAAUAAUUCCACCAAUGCAACAAAACCUGUCCUUGAAAAUACCGAAGAAACCAAACUCAACCCAGAAAAUGAUUACUCUGAUAUUGGAGAGGCUAUUAAGCUAAUAAGCAGAUACGCUGAAGUAUCUACUGAUGAUAAUUUUACCAAAGACGAUAAAAAGGACCCAUCAACAGAUGACAGUAUAUUAGGAACACGUACCAAACUACAAUACCGCCGCAAGAAACCGAUUAAAUUAAAUGAACACGAAAAUCCAACACCCGACGUAAUAAGCACUGAUGUAAUGAAUGACAGAUUAAAUCCAAAAAAUGUUGUACUCUAUAGAUACCCAUGGCCAAGCGAAAGUGCUGGUGUGAUCCCACCUAACUAUCCUUUCCGACGUCUCCAAGAUUACUGGCCAGGUCGUAGUCAAAUUGGUGGUUUAUACAGAAGUGAAAAUCCACGGCGUCAUCAUCAUUCAUAUCCACACUACUUCAGACCACGAGGCUAUAACUACGCCGGCUAUCAAGGCUCGCGUUCAGGUCUGCAGGAGGCUUACUCUAGACUUCGACGUUAUCCACACAAACUAGAAGCACGUAACGCUAGUCCCGUGAGAUCUCACGCAAACAACCAAGAUUUAUACAGCCUACUUGGUUUAAGACACUGGUUCAGCGGUGAAGGAACUUCGAAGAGAUAG